Molecule: messenger RNA, 1954 nt
Organism: Orbicella faveolata
Lineage: Eukaryota; Metazoa; Cnidaria; Anthozoa; Scleractinia; Merulinidae
Biological process (GO): intracellular signal transduction; protein polyubiquitination
Molecular function (GO): protein binding
Source: RefSeq, a predicted model, not a curated record
GAAGACUGUGGACCUUGUAGGAAGCAAAACUGUGUCUUUUAUCCUGAUUGCGAAGGAUCUAUUCCCUGCAAGAUAUACAGAGGGUAAAGGUGUCAUUUAAGAAUGAGCGAAGACAUGGGUUUGGACUCUUCAAAACCAAACGAAACAGAAAUUCAGGGGCGAGAACUGUCUCUUUGCACAUCAACUUAUCGGUCAUUUCAUCUGGAAGGCGAGGAGAUUCCUCCUCCGUUUACUGUUCUCAAGGAACUAAAACACUCGGGACCUUUAGGACUCGAUCAGGUCAUGAAGGUGACGGCAUGUGCUUUUCCACCGAACGACGAUACAAGCUUGUUAACGUUGACCACCUUUGCAGGUCUCCCUCUGCGACAUUUUCGAGCAGGAUUUGUUCAGUGUUGGGACUUUGAGAACAACGAAGAAAGUCACGAUGACAGCCUGUUCACGUAUUCACCACGUCCCGUGUGCUGUUUUUCUCCAAACGGCGAGAUCGUAUCAUUUAUUUUAAACACGGGGAACGGCCAUAUCAUUCUGGCGGAGCGAACAGAUGACUGCACCCUUGAGCCUUUUAAAAUAGACUGUGACACUGGUGGGUAUGGGGACAGAAGCCUUCUGUCGAGAGCUUUAUGUUGUGUGUUUUCUCCUGAUGGCCUAAAAGCCGUCACUGUGAGUAAUGUUACUCUGGAAUCUCACAGAGGUAUUGAAACGAAUGAAAUUUGCUUGUGGCAAGUGAAAUCCAAAACAAGGCUGAAGAGCUUUUGGAGGGUAAGCUGUGAAGUAGUUUUGCCUGGAUUUGCUGGGCAUCUGGUGAGCUGCGUGUUCUCGCCAGAUAGCUCUCUUCUUGCAUUCUCCAGUUCGCUGAGUCAGCUGUACGUUUUGAAGAGUGAGAAUUUGGAGUUGCUCUCUGCCAUAAGGACAGAUGCUACAGCAGGUAAUAGUUGCAGCUGUGCAUUUGAACCAAGUUUUCCAUGCCAGAAGCUUGCAGCCUGCUUUGAAGAUGGUCUGUUUGAAAUCUGGUAUCUUCAAGCUGACGAAGUUAAGCGUGUAAAAGAAGCACAGCUUGUGACAGGUGCAACUCGUUUGACUGCAUUCUCAUACAGCCCAGAUGGUUCUCUGCUGGCCUUUGGCACUUCACAAGGAAAAGUUAUAAUAAUUGACACAGAAUUCUUGCACACUCUCUAUGAGAUAAAUGCAACUGUUACCGGUGAACAAGAGGCUCCUAAUGAAUCAAGUGCCACAGUUGCAGUCUGUUCUGUCGCUUUUACAAAGAGCUGUCAAGAACUAGCUGUUGGACAAAGUGAUGGUUUUGUUCGGAUCUUGCAGCUUCCUUUGAAGUUUGAACUGCGGCAUAUGUGCCGACUGGUGAUCAACAGGUUGGUUCCACCGAACCAACUAGAGUGUCUUCCUUUGCCUAGGAACUUAAAGGCUUACUUAUUGUACUCUUACGUUACUGUAAAUGAGAUGGUCAGUUAGUGCUCUUAAAAGAAAUGGGUCAUGAUAUUUUACAUAAUUUAAUGGAUGUUUUCACUGGUUUUAACCGAUGUUACACAAUAUCAAUUUUUUUGUAUUUUUCUCAUAAAUAAAAAUAGGGAACAAGGUUGGUAUGCACCUUGAAAAUCCUUUUGAAAAUGAAGGAUAAAAUUCCAGACCUUGAAAGUCCUUUGAGAAAAUUUAAUAAUUAAACCUGCCAUCACUUAUCCCACAUUUAAACUACAAAAGUUGCUAAUACCCAACAUUUUUCCAUGUUUGGAUUCAAGAAACUUUUCCCUGGAGAAUUGGAAAAAAAAUUUCCUCAGGGCCAUGCCCCAAACCCAGCUAGUGGCUCACACCUUCUGUUCAGCGCUCUAAACUUUCCCUUCAUGUGACUCACUCCAUGAAAGAUGCAUGCUACAUUAGGGUUAGGGUUCAUUCAUCACCCCAGUGUCCAUAUCCCUCUCAUGGAAGAUGUUUUGAUUGGACU